Molecule: messenger RNA, 287 nt
Organism: Amoebophrya sp. A25
Lineage: Eukaryota; Dinophyceae; Syndiniales; Amoebophryaceae
Source: the annotation of a GenBank genome assembly
AUGUCCAUAGUGUCCCCAUCUCCUUCCGACUCUCUGAAGCACCACUUCGUGAAGGCAUUUUCCGGUUUUAUUUUCCCUUUAGUGCCGCGUCUCUUCCGAAUCCGAUUCUUUUCGCUUUGUUCUGAUAGAGUAGAUCUAGGUACUUCUCAUUAUAUCAUCUGCCUCCAUCACUUGUAACUUGUAACGUGUAACUUUGUCAAUACUUUUGACAAUAUUUCCCAUCAAAAGUAACCGAUUUUAGUUCAAGAGAAGUCCCGUUAUAAUCACCACCAGAUUUUUAGUUCCUC